AUGCGCUUCUCCACGCUCUUCUCCUUCGUCGCUGUCGCCGCGUCUGCGUUCGCGCAAACGACACUCUCGGGCCAGUACGACUGCACCCCCGCAGGCUCGUACACGCUCUGCCAGAACCUCUGGGGCGAGAGUGCCGGCUCCGGCUACCAGACCACGACGCUGCUGAGCACGAGCGGGAACAGCGUCUCGUGGCGCACGGUGUGGGACUGGCAGAACGGCUGGAACAACGUGAAGAGCUACGCCAACGUCGAGAGCAACACCGCCAAGGGCGUCCAGCUCGCGAGCCUGCAGUCUGCCCCGACGGCCUGGCAGUGGUGGUACGAGAACGAGUCUUCGGUCCGCGCAGACGUCUCAUAUGACAUUUGGACGGGCUGGGCCGCAUCCGGCAACCCCGCUUCUUCCGAUUCCUCCUACGAGAUCAUGAUCUGGCUCUCCGGCCAGGGCGGCGUCCAGCCGAUUGGACAGCAGGUCCAGUGGAGCGUCAGCAUUGCGGGCCACAACUGGAACCUGUGGCAAGGCCCGAAUGCGAACUGGGAGGUGCUCUCCUUCGUGAGCGCCGACGGCGACAUCACGGACUUCAACGCCGACCUCAAGCAGUUCUUCGACUACCUUCAAUGGAACUACGGUGUGUCCCAGUGGCAGUACGUCCAGGCGAUCCAGGCCGGCACGGAGCCGUUCACGGGCAGCGCGAGCCUCUUCACGAACAACUUCAACGUUGCGCUCAACCACUACUGA
Molecule: messenger RNA, 735 nt
Organism: Trametes versicolor FP-101664 SS1
Lineage: Eukaryota; Fungi; Basidiomycota; Agaricomycetes; Polyporales; Polyporaceae
Exons: 6
Coding region: 1-735 (244 amino acids)
Biological process (GO): polysaccharide catabolic process
Molecular function (GO): cellulase activity
Source: RefSeq, a predicted model, not a curated record